AUGUCAACCACCACCAAGCGAUCAACACCUUUUUAUUUUGGCGGUGCUGCCUCAUGCGUUGCUGCAAUGGUUGUCCACCCUUUUGACUUGACCAAGGUGCGCUUACAAACCAUGAAGGGUUCAGCACAAAGUGGCAUGUUUUCGACCAUGAUCAGUAUUGCCAAGAAUGAAGGUGUGUUGGCAUUGUAUGCAGGUUUGUCUGCCAGCAUUUUGCGACAAGCAACCUAUUCGACUGUACGUUUUGGUGUCUACGAUAAGCUCAAGCAAAUUGUGAACAAGCGCACAGACAGUCCAACGGUAUGGCAUUUGUUGGCAUGCUCCAGUACGGCAGGUGCUCUUGGUGGUGCAUGUGGCAACCCUGGUGAUGUUGUCAAUGUGCGUAUGCAAAACGAUGGUCAAUUGCCACCUCAUCAACGUCGAAACUACAAGCAUGCUUUGGAUGGUGUUGUGCGUAUGUCUCGUGAAGAAGGCAUUGCCUCGCUUUUCCGUGGUGUCGGGCCAAAUGUCAAUAGAGCUAUUUUGAUGACUUCCUCUCAAUGUGUUUCCUAUGACGUUUUCAAGGAUCUAUUGCUUCGUUAUAGCCCAUUGCAAGAUGGUUUGGCUGUUCAUCUUUCUUCAAGUAUCCUUGCGGGUUUGGUUGCAACUACGGUGUGUUCGCCUGUUGAUGUAAUCAAGACACGUAUCAUGUCGGCAGGAGCAGGUGGUGCUGAAAUGUCGGCUUUGUCUAUUAUGGCUCACAUGUACAAGGCAGAAGGCAUUGCUUCAUUCUUCAAGGGUUGGACACCUGCCUUUAUUCGUCUUGGUCCCCAAACGAUCAUUACUUUUGUUGUUCUUGAGCAAUUCAAGAAAUGGCAUGCUGCAUGGCAUGAUCGUGCACUCGUCACCGCUCCUGCUGCUGCAGCAACCAACAAGCUGUAA
This is a messenger RNA of Lichtheimia ornata, 918 nucleotides long. RefSeq lists its product as uncharacterized. NCBI's taxonomy places the organism in Eukaryota, Fungi, Mucoromycota, Mucoromycetes, Mucorales, Lichtheimiaceae. The transcript has 3 exons. Gene Ontology annotation, biological process: malate transmembrane transport; mitochondrial transport; phosphate ion transmembrane transport. The coding region runs from base 1 to 918 and encodes 305 amino acids. Gene Ontology annotation, cellular component: mitochondrial membrane. Gene Ontology annotation, molecular function: sulfate transmembrane transporter activity; oxaloacetate transmembrane transporter activity; antiporter activity. The record is from RefSeq and is a predicted model, not a curated record.